UUAUUUUUAAGUAAGAACUUAUACAUAUUUUAAUAAAAAUAGCUACUUACUGUGUUUUUAUCCGUUUAUUUAUUUAUCUCUCUAUCUAUUUAACCAUUUUAUAAUCCCUCUUAUUUUAAUAAACUCUUUUAACCUUUAUAAUAAAGCUAUUAUUCAACAAUGAGGGAAAUAAUUUUUGUAUUACCUGUCGUGUUAUUUUUUUUUACAAGUUCUUUAACCCAAGUUAUUAAUCAGGAGAACAAUAAAAUUCCUGCGUAUAGCACUAUAGCUAAUUCAGUGCAACCUCCUCAAAUUGUUAUUGAUGUUAAUAAACAUAAAAAUGUGUAUGAUUCAAUUUUAAGAAAAAACAACAUGGAUAUUCUGGAAAAGAAUAAUAAACUGGAAAAUAUUACUAGUAGUGUGGAAGAAUUAUUACAUCUUAUUGAGGAUAACAAAAAUGAACUAUUAAAAGAUACUACUCCAGAAGAUUAUGGAUUAAAAAUAAAAACAGAAAUUAUGAAUGCAACUGAUGAACAUGUUUUAAAUUUAUUAUUAAAUAAUGAAGAAGAUAAAUUAAAAGAAACUAAGGCAGAACAAAUUGGCCCAAUCAUAGUAGUUUUACCUCAACCCUUAUCAGAUCAGGAAUCGCUUUAUUACGACAAAUACAAAGAUCUAAUAAAAGAUGUUGAACCAACGAAGAGUUUAUUAUUGAGAGUUAUCUAUUUUGAAAAAAUUGCAACAAUUAAAAGUCAAAAUAAAAAAGAAGCUACCGAUGAAUUGGAAAAUACCAAGGAUAUAAUAAAAAAGUGUGAAUCAAGAAUAAAUGCUAUUAAAGCAAUAUUAGAUGAAAUAUCAUACAACGCAUAUGGAAAUGAAGAUAAAACUACUAAAAGAUUGAAGAGCGAAAAGGAAUUUUUAAAUCAGAAAUUAAAUGUUUUAAAUCGUAAAAUUAGAAAAUUAGAACGGAAUUAUUUCAAAAAUAUUCCUCUUUUCAAAUCUUAAAUGAUGAAAAGAAGAGAGAAAAAA
Molecule: messenger RNA, 1005 nt
Organism: Piliocolobus tephrosceles (Ugandan red Colobus)
Lineage: Eukaryota; Metazoa; Chordata; Mammalia; Primates; Cercopithecidae
Exons: 10
Coding region: 160-981 (273 amino acids)
Source: RefSeq, a predicted model, not a curated record